Molecule: messenger RNA, 5285 nt
Organism: Diceros bicornis minor
Lineage: Eukaryota; Metazoa; Chordata; Mammalia; Perissodactyla; Rhinocerotidae
Gene: EIF2AK4
Product: eukaryotic translation initiation factor 2 alpha kinase 4
Exons: 39
Coding region: 43-4989 (1648 amino acids)
Biological process (GO): regulation of translational initiation by eIF2 alpha phosphorylation; DNA damage checkpoint signaling
Molecular function (GO): protein binding; ATP binding; eukaryotic translation initiation factor 2alpha kinase activity
Source: RefSeq, a predicted model, not a curated record
GUUACCGCUACAAGGCCGCCCUGCCUCGGCCACCGCGUUGUCAUGGCUGGGGGUCGUGGGGCCCCCGGGCGCGGUCGGGACGAGCCGCCAGAGAGCUAUCCGCAGCGACAGGACCACGAGCUGCAGGCCCUGGAGGCCAUCUACGGCGCCGACUUCCAGGACCUACGGCCGGACGCGUGCGGAUCGGUCAAAGAGCCCCCUGAAAUCAAUUUAGUUCUGUACCCUCAGGGCCUGACUGGUGAGGAAGUGUACGUGAAGGUGGAUUUGAGGGUUAAAUGCCCACCAACCUACCCAGAUGUAGUCCCUGAAAUAGAGUUAAAGAAUGCCAAAGGUCUGUCAAAUGAAAGUGUUAAUUUGUUAAAAUCCCGCCUAGAAGAAGUGGCCAAAAAACACUGUGGGGAGGUGAUGAUAUUUGAACUGGCUUACCAUGUGCAGUCAUUUCUCAAUGAGCAUAACAAGCCCCCUCCCAAGUCUUUUCAUGAAGAAAUGCUGGAAAGACGGGCUCAGGAGGAGCAGCAGAGGCUAUUAGAGGCCGAGCGGAAAAAGGAGCAGGAGCAACGUGAAAUCCUUCAUGAGAUUCAGAGAAGGGAAGAAGAGAUCCAAAAAAGGAAAGAAAUGGCUAAGCAGGAACGUUUGGAAAUUGCUAGUUUGUCAAACCAAGAUCAUACCUCUAGGAAAGACCCAGGAGGACUCAGAACAGCUGCCAUUCUACAUGGAGGCUCUCCCGACUUUGUGGGAAAUGGCAAACAUCGGACCAACUCCUCUGGAAGGUCUAAGCGAGAACGUCAAUAUUCUAUAUGUGGUAGUGAAGAUUCUCCUGGCUCUUGUGAAAUCCUGUAUUUCUCUAUGGGUAGUCCUGAUCAGCUCAUGGUGCACAAAGGGAAAUGUAUUGGCAGUGAAGAGCAGCUUGGAAAACUAGUUUACAAUGCUUUGGAAACAACCACUGGGAGCUUUGUCUUGUUGUAUGAGUGGGUCCUUCAGUGGCAGAAAAAAAUGGGUCCAUUCCUUACCAGUCAAGAAAAAGAGAAGAUUGAUAAGUGCAAAAAGCAGAUUCAAGGGGCAGAAACGGAAUUCAACUCACUGGUAAAAUUGAGCCAUCCAAAUGUAGUACGCUACCUUGCAAUGAAUCUCAAAGAGCAAGACGACUCCAUUGUGGUGGACAUUUUAGUGGAGCACAUUAAUGGGGUCUCCCUCGCUGCACACCUGAGCCACUCAGGCCCCAUUCUCGUACAUCAGCUUCGCAGGUACACAGCUCAGCUCUUGUCGGGCCUCGAUUAUUUGCACAGCAAUUCUGUGGUGCACAAGGUUCUGAGUGCAUCGAAUGUCUUGGUGGACGCAGAGGGCACUGUCAAGAUUACGGACUACAGCAUCUCUAAGCGCCUAGCAGACAUUUGCAAGGAGGAUGUGUUCGAGCAAACCCGGGUUCGUUUUAGUGACAGUGCCCUACCUUAUAAAACAGGGAAGAAAGGGGAUGUUUGGCGUCUUGGCCUUCUGCUGCUCUCCCUCAGCCAAGGACAAGAAUGUGGAGAGUACCCUGUGACCAUCCCUAGUGACUUACCAGCAGACUUUCAAGAUUUUCUGAAGAAGUGUGUUUGCUUGGAUGACAAGGAAAGAUGGAGUCCUCAGCAGUUGUUGAAACACAGCUUUAUAAAUCCUCAGCCAAAAAUGCCUUUACUGGAACAAAGUCCUGAAGAUUCUGGAGGCCAAGAUUAUGUUGAGACUGUAAUUCCCAGCACCCAGCCACCCAGUGCUGCAUUCUUCAGUGAGACACAGAGACAGUUUUCCCGCUAUUUCAUUGAAUUUGAAGAAUUACAGCUUCUUGGCAAAGGAGCUUUUGGGGCCGUCAUCAAGGUGCAGAACAAGCUGGACGGCUGCUGCUACGCGGUGAAGCGCAUCGUCAUCAACCCCGCCAGCAAGCACUUCCGCAGGAUCAAGGGCGAGGUGACGCUGCUGUCGCGCCUGCACCACGAGAACAUCGUGCGCUACUACAACGCCUGGAUCGAGAGGCAGGAGCGGCCGGCGGGGCCGGGCACGCCGCCCCCGGACGCGGGGCCGCAGGCCCGGGACGGACGAGCCUUGCCCCAGCCGCCGGCGGGCGACAGCGACACGAACGGCCCCGACAGUGUGGAGGCCGCCGCGCCGCCGCCCAUCCUCAGCAGCUCGGUGGAGUGGAGCACGUCGGGCGAGCGCUCGGCCAGCGCCCGCUUCCCCGCCGCCGGCCCGGGCUCCAGCAGCGACGAGGACGACGACGAGGACGAGCGCGACGGCGUCUUCUCGCAGUCCUUCCUACCUGCUUCAGAUUCUGACAGUGAUAUCGUCUUUGACAAUGAAGAUGAGAGCAGUAAAAGUCAGAAUCAGGAUGAAGACUGCAAUGGAAAGAACAGUUGCCAUGAAAGUGAGCCAUUGGCAACAACUGAGGCUGUGCACUACCUGUAUAUCCAGAUGGAGUACUGUGAAAAGAGCACUUUACGUGACACCAUUGACCAGGGACUAUAUCAAGACACCAUCAGACUCUGGAGGCUUUUUCGAGAGAUUCUGGAUGGAUUAGCUUAUAUCCACGAGAAAGGAAUGAUUCACCGGGAUUUGAAGCCUGUCAACAUUUUUUUGGAUUCCGAUGACCAUGUAAAAAUAGGUGAUUUUGGUUUGGCGACAGACCAUCUAGCCUUUGCUGCUGAUGGCAAACAAGAUGAGACAUCAGAUCACUUGAUGAAGUCAGACCCUUCAGGCCAUUUGACUGGGAUGGUUGGCACUGCUUUAUAUGUAAGCCCAGAGGUCCAAGGAAGCACCAAAUCUGCAUACAACCAGAAAGUGGAUCUCUUUAGCCUGGGAAUUAUCUUCUUUGAGAUGUCCUAUCACCCCAUGGUCACAGCCUCAGAAAGGAUCUUCGUUCUCAACCAGCUCAGGGAUCCCACUUCGCCUAAGUUUCCAGAAGACUUCGAUGAUGGAGAGCACACAAAGCAGAAAUCUGUCAUCUCCUGGCUGUUGAACCACGAUCCAGCAAAGCGGCCCACAGCCACAGAGCUGCUCAAGAGUGAGCUGCUGCCCCCACCCCAGAUGGAGGAAUCGGAGCUGCAUGAAGUGCUGCACCACACCCUGGCCAACGUGGAUGGGAAGGCCUAUCGCACCAUGAUGGCCCAGAUCUUCUCCCAGCGCAUCUCCCCUGCCAUCGAUUAUACCUACGACAGCGACAUCCUCAAGGGCAACUUCUCAAUCCGUACAGCCAAGAUACAGCAACACGUGUGUGAAACCAUCAUCCGCAUCUUUAAAAGACAUGGAGCUGUCCAACUGUGCACUCCACUACUGCUUCCCCGAAAUAGGCAAAUAUACGAGCACAACGAAGCCGCCUUGUUCAUGGACCACAGCGGGAUGCUGGUGAUGCUUCCUUUCGACCUGCGGGUUCCUUUUGCAAGAUACGUGGCAAGAAAUAAUAUACUGAAUUUAAAACGAUACUGCAUAGAACGUGUGUUCAGACCUCGCAAGUUAGACCGAUAUCAUCCCAAAGAACUUCUGGAAUGUGCAUUUGAUAUUGUCACCUCUACCACCAACAGCUCCCUGCCCACUGCUGAAAUCAUCUACACUAUCUAUGAAAUCAUCCAAGAGUUUCCAGCACUUCAGGAAAGAAAUUAUAAUAUUUACUUGAACCAUACCAUGUUAUUGAAAGCAAUACUCUUACACUGUGGGAUCCCAGAAGAUAAACUCAGUCAAGUCUACGUUAUUUUGUAUGAUGCCGUGACAGAAAAGCUGACGAGGAGAGAAGUGGAAGCUAAAUUUUGUAAUCUGUCUUUGUCUUCUAAUAGCCUGUGUCGACUCUACAAAUUUAUUGAGCAGAAGGGAGAUUUGCAAGAUCUGACACCAACAAUAAAUUCAUUAAUAAAACAGAAAACAGGUGUUGCCCCAUUGGUGAAGUAUGGCUUAAAAGAUCUAGAAGACGUUGUUGGACUGUUGAAGAAACUUGGCAUAAAGUUACAGGUCUUGAUCAAUUUGGGCUUGGUUUACAAGGUACAGCAGCACAACGGAAUCAUCUUCCAGUUUGUGGCGUUCAUCAGACGGAGGCAAAGGGCUAUAUCUGAAAUCCUGGCAGCUGGUGGCAGAUAUGACCUGCUGAUUCCCCAGUUUAGGGGACCACAGGCUCUGGGGCCAGUUCCCACUGCCAUUGGGGUCAGCAUAGCUAUAGACAAGAUAUCUGCCGCCGUCUUCAACAUGGAAGAACCUGUUACAAUAAGCUCUUGUGACCUCCUGGUCGUAAGCGUUGGCCAGAUGUCCAUGUCCAGGGCCAUCAACCUAACCCAGAAACUCUGGACAGCGGGGAUCACAGCAGAAAUCAUGUACGACUGGUCACAGUCCCAAGAGGAAUUACAGGAGUACUGCAGACAUCAUGAAAUCACCUAUGUGGCCCUGGUCUCAGAUAAAGAAGGAAGCCACGUCAAGGUUAAGUCUUUUGAGAAGGAAAGGCAAACAGAGAAACGCGUACUGGAAUCCGAUCUUGUGGACCACGUGGUGCAGAAACUGAGGACUAAAGUCAGUGACGAAAGGACCAUCAGAGAAGCUUCCGAUAAUCUUGCAGUGCAAAAUCUGAAGGGGUCAUUUUCUAAUGCUUCAGGUUUGUUUGAAAUCCAUGGAGCAACAGUUGUUCCCAUUGUGAGUGUGAUAGCCCCAGAGAAGCUGUCGGCCAGCACUAGGAGGCGGUAUGAAACUCAGGUACAGACCCGGCUUCAGACGUCCCUUGCCAACUUACAUCAGAAGAGCAGUGAAAUUGAGAUUUUGGCUGUGGAUCUACCCAAAGAAACAAUCUUACAGUUUUUAUCAUUAGAGUGGGAUGCUGAUGAACAGGCAUUUAACACAACUGUGAAGCAGCUGCUGUCACGCCUGCCAAAGCAAAGAUACCUCAAAUUAGUGUGUGAUGAAAUUUAUAGCAUCAAAGUAGAAAAAAAGGUGUCUGUGCUAUUCCUGUAUAGCUACAGAGAUGACUACUACAGAAUCUUAUUUUAAUCCUAAAGAACAGUCAUUACAGUGUUCAAGCAGACAGGAGCUUAUACUAUAAAAGGUUGUACGUAGAUGUUAGCUCAGAGCCGGUCUUCCUCAGCAAAAAGAGGAGGAUUAGCACAGAUGUUAGCUCAGGGCUGAUCUUCCUCACAAAAAAAAAAAAAAAAAGGUUGUACAUUCAUUGUAAUUUUAAAUUAACUUUACAUUCUGAGAAGCUGUCCUACAAAGUUGAGCUUUGUAAGUUUUUCAUGUGUAAUAUAUUAUAAAUUUAUCUUUUUGAAUAUAAUAAAUGUUUUCAUAUA